Phaedon cochleariae (mustard beetle) is the source of this 922-nucleotide messenger RNA. The record is from the annotation of a GenBank genome assembly. NCBI's taxonomy places the organism in Eukaryota, Metazoa, Arthropoda, Insecta, Coleoptera, Chrysomelidae.
UAGGAGAUUUUUGAUAUUCGUACCAGAAUCUGCCAAACAAAACAUGAUAAGAAUAUGUUUCCAAAUUGAGUUGGCACAUUGGUUCUAUUUGGAUUUUUAUGUAAGCAAUGACAGUCGUUUGAAAGCAUGCAGCAUUUAUGAAUUUGCUGCUCAUGUAUUCCAGCAUAUCCCAUUUUUGAAAAGUGAGAGUCACAAGUUGCAUGAAAUCUUGGAAGAAUGGAAGGAAUACAAGCAAAGUGUUCCUACCUAUGGGGCCAUAAUAUUGUCUGAAAAUAUGUCCCAUGUACUAUUGGUCCAGAGUUAUUGGGCCAAAUCUUCCUGGGGAUUCCCAAAAGGGAAAGUAAAUGAAGAAGAAGAUCCAGCUCACUGUGCUAUCAGAGAGGUGCUGGAAGAAACAGGAUUUGAUAUUAGUGGACACAUAGAUCCAGAAGAUUUUUUGGAAUCUAUCAUAAACGACCAACUUGUCAGGCUGUACAUCAUAAAAAAUGUCCCAAUGACGACAAAAUUCAGUCCCAAGACGCGCUGUGAAAUAAAAGCCUGUUCAUGGUUCCCAAUAUCCGAUUUGCCCAACAACAAGAAAGAUUCUACCCCAAAAUUGAAAAUGGGAGUGAACCCAACUGCAUUUUUUAUGGUACUACCGUUCGUCAAAAGACUGAAACAGAUUUGUAAUGGUGCUGGUACCAGAAGAAAUAGACACAAAUCUGCUAGUAUUUGCGAAGGCGAGGUGCAUACGAGACUGAGGACGAAAUCUGUACAAAAGGCAGACUCUGUGGAUGUCAAACAUAUCAAGAAACGUCCGGAGAAGAAAAGUUCUAAAAGACAGUUGUUCAUGGACGAGGACAACUCAGUUGUCGACUUUUGCGCUCCUUCAUGGUUGAAUUUCAAGUUUGACAAAAUCGCCAUCAUGGAGUGCAUGCCCUAA